Messenger RNA from Raphanus sativus (radish), 711 nucleotides. Its product is annotated as 50S ribosomal protein L18, chloroplastic. Bases 52 to 570 code for a protein of 172 amino acids. Gene Ontology annotation, biological process: translation. Gene Ontology annotation, cellular component: ribosome. Lineage: Eukaryota; Viridiplantae; Streptophyta; Magnoliopsida; Brassicales; Brassicaceae. The record is from RefSeq and is a predicted model, not a curated record. Gene Ontology annotation, molecular function: 5S rRNA binding; structural constituent of ribosome. The transcript is spliced from 3 exons.
AUAAGGCAAAAAGGAUUUUUGCUUACACAACCAGAGAGCGAGAGAGCUAAAAUGACGAGCGUGAGUGGGUGUGGUUCGGUGAGCCUCCUAACUAACCGCAAUGCGUUCUUAGGAAGCGGACUGCAACACCGUGCCGUUUUUCUGAAACCAUGGUCGCCUCCGUCGCUGCUCAAGUCUGGGUCCAUGCUCGUGGUUGAAGCCAAAACCAAAACCAGCAGCGAAGACAGAAUCGCCCGCCACUCUCGCAUCCGCAAGAAGGUUAACGGUACAACGGAGAGGCCAAGGAUGUGUGUGUUUCGCUCAAACAAGCAUCUCUAUGUGCAAGUGAUUGAUGACACCAAGAUGCACACUUUAGCUUCAGCUUCCACCAAGCAGAAACCCAUCUCUGAGGAGUUUGACUACACCUCUGGACCUACCAUUGAGGUGGCGAAGAAAGUAGGGGAAGUGAUAGCGAAAUCAUGCUUGGAGAAAGGGAUCACAAAGGUGGCAUUUGACCGUGGUGGUUACCCUUACCAUGGUCGCAUUGAAGCUCUUGCCGCUGCUGCUCGUGAACACGGUCUUCAGUUUUAACUCUUGCUUUUCUUAUCUCCUUUUGUUUCUGCGGAACUAUCCAUUGAAAUGUUGAAGUUUCCCUUUAAAAAGACUACUCUUUGUUGAUAACCAAAAAAUUCUUGAGUGGCGUUCUCUGAAUGUGAAAAGAGCUAAUCAUCA